Molecule: messenger RNA, 285 nt
Organism: Monascus purpureus
Lineage: Eukaryota; Fungi; Ascomycota; Eurotiomycetes; Eurotiales; Aspergillaceae
Source: the annotation of a GenBank genome assembly
AUGAAGCUCCUCACCCUCUCAACAACCCUCUUCCUCUCCACAGUAUUCAGCCUCCAAAACCUCCCCACAGAGACAGAGACGGGAACAAAUAUCAACGCCAACAUCCUUGAAGCCGAAGAAGCCAUCGACCCCCCUCCUACAGCAACGCCAAUAUCGGAGGAUAUCGGCAAGUUCAUCCCACACCUCUUCUGGCAUCAUAAAUGUGGCAAGCCAUGUACAGCACAAAAUGAAUGUUAUGGGUACUGUGCUACUUGUGAUUUUGGGAAGGGGGUUUGUGUUUUCUAA